Molecule: messenger RNA, 1113 nt
Organism: Seriola dumerili (greater amberjack)
Lineage: Eukaryota; Metazoa; Chordata; Actinopteri; Carangiformes; Carangidae
Product: cysteine-rich venom protein-like
Exons: 10
Coding region: 1-1113 (370 amino acids)
Cellular component (GO): extracellular region
Source: RefSeq, a predicted model, not a curated record
AUGAGCUUGAUUUUUCACGGGUUCCCUCGCCCUCGUUCCCAGGGAGACCAGAUUAACAGAGACAACCGUAGAGGAGGAGGAGGCCUUAAAGAGCAGGCGCUAUGGACGCCACCUCACCCUAAAUGGUUUGUGACAGCAUCGCUGCCUCUCUCCAGCGGCUGCGUCUGGGAGCAGGCCUUGGCCGGAGACGAGGAAUCUGAGCCGGCCGUCGCUUCAGAGACGACAGGACAGGAAGUGUGGAGGGGCAGGGAGGGGGGCUGGGAUGUAGGAAGGAGUGGGAGGCGAAAUAGGAAACGAGCAGACGGGCGCUCCAUUAAUGAGGUGAACAGCAAGAAUGGAAAAGGAUACAGCCAGAGGGGAAUGUGCUGUAUCUUUGACGACAGUGAGUGGCUGAGCUGGGUCUAUAAAAGGAAGAGCGAGAGGGAAGCGCCAUCUCACCUCCACCUCCUGAAGACCCAGGUGCAGCAAGACAUUUGCCCAGAAAGCCCAACGGUUCAGGCAGAGAUCGUUGACAAGCACAAUGCCUUCAGGAGAGCAGUUGAGCCUACAGCUUCAGAUAUGCUGAUGAUGAAUUAUAGUGAGGAGGUAGCAGUUAGUGCUCAGGCCUGGGUUGACAAAUGUAUUCUGGCUCAUGGAGCACCCAGCACCCGCAUGCUAAAUGGAUAUGAAUUAGGUGAGAAUCUGUUCUAUUCAUCCUCACCCUACUCAUGGACAGACAUCAUCAGUGCCUGGCACAGCGAGGUGUCACACUACCUGUAUCCCAAUGGAUCCACCAAUGGCCAACCUAUCGGUCACUACACACAGGUGGUCUGGAACAGCUCCUACAGAGUCGGCUGUGGAGCGACGCUGUGUCCUAACAACAUCUAUUUCUAUGGCUGCCACUAUUAUCGAGCAGGAAACUUCAGGAGCUGGCCACCAUAUAAGGCUGGACCCCCAUGUGCUUCCUGUCCCAAUGCCUGUGAAGAUAAACUCUGCACCAACCCUUGUCCUUACAUAAACAAGUUCAUCAACUGUCCAGCCUUGAAAGACAUAUAUGGAUGCAAAAAUAAGCUGGUGUAUGACUGGUGUCCUGCUGCAUGCAAAUGCACCAAUGAAAUCAUUGCAGUAGCGUAA